CACAACGUCGCCUCCCAGAACAACGGCGACGGGACACACAAAGCCAAACGUGGAAGGGCAAAGGCGUGCAAUUGCACUAGUAGAUUGCACCCUGUUCUGUUGUUUGUACGACCACCAUCUUCCACCUGUGAAUCCGCAAAGUCGCAAUAUAUUGCGCGCUAUAGUUGAAUCCGGACCGAGCGCAAAGUAGUACCAUCGUGAACCACGUUUUGAAAAGCGACAGUGCGAGUGAAAGUGUGUCGUCGCGAAAGUCGUGUCAAUUGAUUCCGUAGAAGAUAGUUUAUCUCAGUGAUCUGAGUCCGUUCAGUUCAGUUUUCACGCGUAAUAAAAUAGUGGAUCGAGCAGCAUAAGCAGCAUGGCACCACUUCGAUGGGCGAUUGUCAGUGCCGGAACGAUAUCGCAUGAUUUUGCGUGCGCCGUAUCGACGUUACCGGAAGCGGACCAUCAGAUAGUGGCCGUCGGUGCUCGUGGGUUGGAGAAUGCCCGCAAGUUUGCCGAACUGCACGGUAUUCCACGCUUCUACGAGGGUUACGAGCCGAUCGCCAAGGAUGCGGAAGUUGACGCGGUGUACAUCGGCACGGUGAACAGUGCCCACUACGAGGUCAGCCGUAUGAUGCUGGCCGCCGGUAAGCACGUCCUUUGUGAGAAACCUUUGUGCGUAAAUCGGGGCCAGGCGCGAGCCCUGCUCGACUACGCCCGGGCACAGCAGCGCUUCUGCAUGGAGGCAAUCUGGUCACGGUUUUUCCCAAGCUACGCUCAUCUGCGCGAGCGUACGGUUCGCGGUGAUCUCGGUCGGAUUGAGUCAGUCGAGGUACAGUUCGGUUUUCCGCUGACGCACGUGGAACGCGUCCGAAUGAAGAGCCUUGGCGGUGGAACCGUACUCGAUCUCGGCGUUUACACCAUUCAGGUGGCGAUGUGGGCUUUCCAGGCCGAACCGAUCCGUGUCGAUGCGGCCGGCCAGCUGAACGAUGAGGGUGUGGAUGUGGGCAUUACUGCCACGCUACACUUUGCCAAUGGCGGCAAAGCCCAGAUCAAGACGAGCGCGAUUGAUAAGCUACCAAACACGGCCAUCAUCCGCGGUACGAAAGGAUCGAUCACGCUUCACGACUUCUGGUGUCCGAUCGAGCUGACCGAUAUCGAUGGUACGAUUCGAUCGUAUCCACUGCCACCCUCGAAGGUCGAAUGUAUCCUGCUCAACAGCAUCGGUUUGCGGUAUGAGGCGGAGGAAACACGCAAACGUAUCCUGGCCGGCGAUCUGGAAUCGCCCACGGUUUCGCAUCAGGACAGUCUGGCGAUUGCGCGCGUUCAGGAUGCCAUCCGGAAGCAGAUCGGAGCCGAGCUACCAGAAGAUUACAUCUUCAAGGAAUAGUUUGUUUGCGAAUGAUCUUCGAUCGACAUUUUCUAGCUCUUAAUUCCGGUGUAUAAUGUAUGACGAUGACGAUGACCAAAUAAAGUUAAAAAUUAAAUUAACAUCGUA
Molecule: messenger RNA, 1477 nt
Organism: Anopheles darlingi
Lineage: Eukaryota; Metazoa; Arthropoda; Insecta; Diptera; Culicidae
Product: trans-1,2-dihydrobenzene-1,2-diol dehydrogenase-like
Exons: 3
Coding region: 356-1369 (337 amino acids)
Molecular function (GO): nucleotide binding
Source: RefSeq, a predicted model, not a curated record